CACCUUUGCAUCCCUCCAACUUGCUAUACAAGGACCCAUAACUUUGAUUGGACCCAUCCCCGUUUGUCGCUUGUCGUUUGUCCAUUAAUUAUUAUCCAACCCCCAAUUUAACAUAACAUAAGGUCUAUGCUCGUGUCGAUGUCAACGUCGAUGUUAACAUCGAUGUCUCUACUAUAGAACUCAAUUAUGGUAUGGUAAUUUCGUGUUCGCGAAGAUAGCGCCGCUAUGCCUCUCAAAAAAUCAUUCUCAGAGCCCAAUGGCCCUCCUGGGAGACUUCAGACUCGCCAGCAUUGGAACAAAGCCAGAAGCCAUUCAGCUGUAAACCAUUCAACAACGACUCGGAACCCAAUUCCUAAGACGCUUCAGCCCAUCUCCGAAGUCUCGAAAAACAAGCUUAACGCUUUUAAGUGCCAAGAUACCACCAAGAGCAAUGAUCACGAUACCACCACGUCCGACCUACCUAUCAUUAAUAUCGAUGCACCGCCCAGCGACGCUGCUCCCUCGAGGGACGGAUUGAGGGGAAAGCGAAACAGAAAACAAGAUUUGGAGACAACUCCAUCAUUACCCGCGUCCAAGGAUAGUUUGACCACACCCAUGAGCCGACUCGCGUGGCAGGAUCUCAUUGGGACGAUCGAGUCAAAAGAAGUGGAAGAGGAUACUAGUCCCAAUGAAAGGAUCAGCUGGGACAUAAGAGAUGACCCGCAGCAGAGACUAAAACUAUCACCAGUCAUGCCCGGUAAGAGGGGAAAGAAAAGAGCACGGAGUUCGUCGCCCGUAUCGUCGCCUGCCUCCCACUCGAAACCUCACACCCCGUCCGUAAAUAUAGGGAAGUUGUCACGAGCCCUCAAAUCGCCACACGCCGACCCUGCACUAGAGCUAUGGGAUCGCUUCUCCUUAAAUGGUUCUAAAUCGAUCACGCCCCUCGGCGCCAUGAAUUCUGCCCUUGCUCAAAUCAUGGUCUCAUCCUCGCCUCGACCGUCGAGGAUCGAAAGUAGCCUGCGAAGGUCUAUCAGCUGUGGAGAGAAUUGGCCAAAACGUCGGAAGGUCGAACGGGCAGAUGUAGCGGAACCAAUGGAAAUCGCCGCUGAGGAAAGCCCAAGUGGCCAUUCGAAAUUGUCCAUGCUAAAUGCCUUGUUGAAGAAGGGAACGAGGGAGAUCGACAGAUCAAAGGUCGUCCAAGCCCGUCAAGAUGCGUUAAGAUCGCCUUCACCCAAGAAGAAUAGUUCUCAGCCGAUUUCGGAAGCCAAUGGCUCACCUACCCGACGAAUAUCUUCGAAGCUUCCUACUCCAUCAUUGGUCAAAGAGAAUGCGCCAGCGGCAAUGAAGUCAAGCCUAGACACAUUGAUAGAUGAACUAUCCGAUUAUGGCGACGAUGACUUCGACGAGGACACGCUUAUGGAGCUUGAUGCUAGUCUGGGACAACCGAAGGAAGAGAAUGCGGAAGACGAUUUAAUAAUACUGCCAGCAGAUACCGGGCAGAAUCUAGAGCGCCAGCAACCUAACCAAGAAACUUUGUACGACGAUGAGUUUGCAGAUAUGGACGACGACGUAUUUACUGCCGCAGAAGACUUGAUAACACAAAUAGAUUCGAGUCGUUCUUCGAAGGGCAAGCCCGAGACGCCGUGUCAACCCGCUGUUGCCGCACAGGAGAAACAAACCACCAUUGUUGAUGACCUUGGUGGGGAUGUAUUCGAGGAUGAUUUUGGGGGCGACUUCGAUUUUGAUGCUGCUGAAAUAGCUGCUACACAAUCCGCCUCUUCUAAGCAGGUUAAUGGAUCAUUACCUCCCGUACGUAGGUGGUGACAAGAAGGGAUUGAACCCGGUUACUAAGAAUAUUCGUAGGUAGUGGACAAACCCAAGACAAUUCAAAGAUAUCUUGUGACUAAGGUGCUUCAAAGCCAAUACGUCGACGACAAUGGAAGAGAAUCGAUGGAGAAGAUUCUUUUUGUUCAACUUGAUCGAAGCAAUAUCGUAAAGGCUGUCCACCUUCGAGGUGACUGGGUGGACACUUCGGCAAGCCCUA
Molecule: messenger RNA, 2023 nt
Organism: Annulohypoxylon maeteangense
Lineage: Eukaryota; Fungi; Ascomycota; Sordariomycetes; Xylariales; Hypoxylaceae
Exons: 3
Coding region: 226-1803 (525 amino acids)
Source: RefSeq, a predicted model, not a curated record